GAUACAGAUAUAGAUUACUGGUUGUUGCCUAGUUUAUGAAUGACAAUAACAAGUGAACAAUGUAAAGCAGCCAAGAGAUACACGGCGACGGCGCCACACUGCUAGCUGGUCCAACGGGGAUGUCACUGGCUUCAUGUCCGUGCGGCACCAUCCACCGUCAAACAAGUCCAAUCAUUUAUUUUAUUAUAUCAGCAUCUGAAUGUUAUAGUUUGUCCCGCCCUCGCUCACUUUGCACGGCCAACUGGAGUAGAUCAUUAGCCCCUUCAAUUCCAUCGUCUCUUGCAGGGCUCGAACGUUCACAAUGGCCUUCCAGUCCCAGGCGUGCAGCCUCCCGAUCCACACCGCGCCCUCCCCCAACGCCAAGCCCCUGGACGACGACGACCUCCGCCUGCGCAGACGCCGCCGCCGCUGCCGUUGCAUCUGCGCCCUGGUCACCCUCGGCGUGCUCCUGCUGCUGGGCGUGACCCUCCUGGUCCUCUUCCUCACCGUGCUCCGCGUGCGCGACCCCAGCACGCGCGUGCUCUCCGCGCGCUUCGUCGGCCCCGUCCCCAGCCUCGCCCAGCCCAACUUCACGGUGCAGCUCACCGCGGCCGUGCACAACCCCAACCGGGUCUCCUUCUCCUACGCCUCCGGCACCGCCGAGCUCUGGUACCGGGGCACCCACGUCGGGGACGCCCAGGUCGGCCCCGGCUGCAUCCCUGGCAGGGGGGACGAGACCGUGCAGCUGGACAUGACGGUGCUCACCGCCAGCUUCACCAAGGACAUGGCGCAGCUGAUCAAGGACAUCGAGGCUGGGACGCUGCCGCUGGACGCGAGCGCGAGGAUCCAGGGGAGGGUGGCCAUCUUCGGCGUGUUCAAGCUCAGCGUCGUGGCCUACUCCGACUGCCACGUCGUCGUCGGAUUCCCGAACAUGGACAUCCGAAGCCAGGAGUGCCACGACCACGCUAAGCUCUGAUCGGCCGGCUUGGCUGUUUGUUCGUUUUAUGGAGAGCGUGAUCAAUGGUUUGGAAGUUAUGGGAGUUCUCUAUAGCGUUGAUUAAUUGUUGUUAUGUCUUGGUCUCAUCGUAUACAAAAGAAAAAGAUUGUUGUUAUGUCUUGGUCUCAUCGUGUACAAAAGGAUCAUGUUUGUUAAAGUCAAGUGUUUGAAAACCACCACGAAGCAAUUUUUGUACAACUACAAUAGCUAUAUGUAAGUUGAUUGAAUUUGCAA
Messenger RNA from Aegilops tauschii subsp. strangulata, 1210 nucleotides. RefSeq lists its product as uncharacterized. Gene Ontology annotation, biological process: defense response to other organism. The record is from RefSeq and is a predicted model, not a curated record. NCBI's taxonomy places the organism in Eukaryota, Viridiplantae, Streptophyta, Magnoliopsida, Poales, Poaceae.